AAAUACACCAUACACGCCACUGUUUGCUACAAAUAUAAGGGCCAAACAAAAAUAUAAGCUCGCUCGAUCAAGCCUUAAGAAAUAAAAUGCCUUCUGAUCACUUCGUGCCUUCCUCCUAUUACCACCUAUUCAUCUUCACCACCAUUUUCAUCCUCGCUUCUCCAUCUUCUGCUGCAACUGUAACAAAACCGCCGGGUCCCUUCAAGAAGAUCUACGCCUUCGGCGACUCGUUCACCGACACCGGAAACACGAAAUCCGUCACCGGCCCGAGUGGUUUUGGCCACGUGUCGAACCCUCCAUAUGGAAGCACCUUCUUUCACCACCCUACUAACCGGUACUCCGAUGGCCGGCUGGUGAUCGACUUUGUGGCGGAAACUCUGUCCUUGCCUUACUUGCCACCUUACCGAAACCUUAAACAGGGGAAUGCUACGACGUUCGGUGUGAAUUUUGCUGUUGCUGGUGCCACAACAAUAAAGCAUUCAUUCUUUGUGAAGAACAACCUCACCCUCGACAUAACUCCUGAAUCUAUCGAAACCCAGCUCCUUUGGUUUGAGAGGUUCUUGGAGACUCGGGGUUACUGUAAAAACGGAACAUCAGAUUGCAAAGCAGCAUUUGAGGAUGCGCUGGUCUGGGUUGGUGAAAUCGGAGUCAAUGACUAUGCAUACUGCGUUGGAUCUUCCAUACCAGAUGACACCAUCCUAAAACUUUCAAUCGCUAGCUUCACCCACUUUUUGCAGUCAUUGCUGAAGAAGGGUGCAAAAUAUGUUGUGGUACAAGGUUUUCCAUUAACGGGGUGCCUGCCGCUGGCCAUGUAUCUGGCUACUGAAGAUGACAGGGACGAUCUAGGAUGUGUGAAGAGCGUAAACAACCAGAGUUACACCCACAACCUAGUCCUCCAGGCAAAGUUGCAGCAACUCAGGAGGCAGUUUCCUCAUGCUGUCAUCACCUACGCCGAUUACGGGAAUGCCUACCGGACUGUCAUGAAGAAUCCAAGCAAAUACGGGUUCCAGGAGAAGUUCAAAGCCUGUUGUGGAGCUGGGGAACCCUACAACUUUGACGUCUUCAGCACAUGCGGCACGCCUUCUGCCACUGCCUGCAAAAACCCUGCACAAUACAUUAACUGGGAUGGCGUUCAUCUCACUGAAGCUAUGUACAAGGUGGUUUCAAACAUGUUCCUUAAUGGAACAUUUAGUCACCCUCCCUUCAGUUACCUGUUGGAUAGGAAACACAGAGCAGGUUGAACCAUUUUUACCAUUUUUCCGGUUGAAUAACAUUAUUGCUUCUUGUGUGAUGUCAAAAGUUGGGGUUGUAGUUGGAAAUAUGUAUGACUGAAUUCCAUCAUAAAUAUUAUGCCAGAAGUUUUGCUCA
Carya illinoinensis is the source of this 1368-nucleotide messenger RNA. Its product is annotated as GDSL esterase/lipase At3g48460. NCBI's taxonomy places the organism in Eukaryota, Viridiplantae, Streptophyta, Magnoliopsida, Fagales, Juglandaceae. Gene Ontology annotation, molecular function: hydrolase activity, acting on ester bonds. The record is from RefSeq and is a predicted model, not a curated record. The transcript has 2 exons. Bases 87 to 1241 code for a protein of 384 amino acids.